AAGAGUUGUGGAAAUUCAAAUAUCAACCCCAACCUUCUAAAAAUAUAAAUAAAGUUCAACAAAAUUGUCCUCAAAAUAAAAUACUAGCUAGUAUUUUUAAAAAACACAAAAAAGGUAAUCCUUCAGAUGAAUUGGCUACUUAUUUAAGAGAAUCUACUGCUGAUCCUGAUGAUAAUGAAAAUGAUAUUGAUAUUUUAGAAUGGUGA
Molecule: messenger RNA, 206 nt
Organism: Racocetra fulgida
Lineage: Eukaryota; Fungi; Glomeromycota; Glomeromycetes; Diversisporales; Gigasporaceae
Source: the annotation of a GenBank genome assembly